This is a messenger RNA of Daphnia pulicaria, 1638 nucleotides long. RefSeq lists its product as uncharacterized. NCBI's taxonomy places the organism in Eukaryota, Metazoa, Arthropoda, Branchiopoda, Diplostraca, Daphniidae. The transcript is spliced from 2 exons. The record is from RefSeq and is a predicted model, not a curated record. Bases 710 to 1444 code for a protein of 244 amino acids.
GACGACCAUCAGAUCACAAAGCAAAUUCCCGGAAGCGCAGCGCGGUCAACCCCUCCUGUAGGAAAAUACAAAAAGUUUAAGGACAGAAUUCACGAUAGAGUUAGAAACGAGUCACGGAAAACAACCGAGUAAAGGCAUUAUGUGUAAAGAGCGGUUUGAGAAAGGGGGACACACAAAAAAAAAAGUUCCGGAAUUUAAGGUCUAGCAAAAUAAAAAUGAAGAAAAAGAUUCAACUUCCCUCCCUUUAUUUCUAGUCACGGACACGCGAAUAAAAAAGAAUGCGCGUGGACAUUUUCAGUUUCUCCUUGUCGCGUCCGUCCAGUCACGAAAGAUGUCACAAACGACUGGGGGGGAAAGAAGAAAUAGGAAAAGUGGAGUUUUGGUCAUUUUGCCCAGUCCAUUUCGUUUUUUUUCUUUUCUGGUGAGGAGAGAGAAGGACAACGGUGAUUACGACAAGAAGGUGAUGUAUAUGCGAGCGACGGGCAGAGAGUUUUAAGAAGGAAUAUACUAGGUAGUCCGUCACACAAUCCAUCCUGCAGCACAACUACUCCCGUGGGCAUACGGCUCACGACACACAUCCGUCCAAGUCUUUGGCGCAGCUCAGCAGCAAACGCGACUUUUAGUUGCCUAAAGAUACGGAACGGACGUCCCCAAGACCGAAUGGUCUCUCCUCCUGAGCAUUCCCUGCGUCUUGAUCGGCUUGCCCUUUAUGUGGCUCUUCUUGCUCGACUUGGGAGCCAAAUGGGCCGACACAGUCUCCAACAGCAUCCAGCGAUUCCGCAUGAAUUUGGGACGACGCUAUCCGGACGUGGUUUCCUUGCAGAGUGACGCCGGAACGCUUCUACACCUGCCGCCACCGCCAAGGCAUCUGCAUCAAAAUGGGAUUGAACGAUACAACGAACUCGCUCCAGUCAUCCGGCCCUAUCAGAAUGGCAACGGAGGUCGGAUGCUGCCAAACGGGGAUGCUCAAGACUCGUUGCGGUACUAUUCUCAGGGCUCAGGGGACAAUUCGCCUACAACACGCUCAGUAUGGACAGUGGAGCCGGUGGCCGUAGCCAUGAUUCCGGAACCUACGGCCCAGGCAGCCAAACUCACGACUCUUCUUCCCGAAGACGUGUACCAUCACGCCGCACCUUGGGUGGCAACCGUUUUCAUUGUCCUCUAUCCAUUUCUGGGCAGUUUGAUAUUUGGUUUCUGGGGUAAUUUGCCCUUCACCACUAGUUUUGUGAUUCCUCUCACGUCCUUGAUUCUCAUCAGCCCUCCACUUGUCUUCACCAGUUUCUUGUGGAGGACUUUGUUUCACGUGUACCUUCUCAUCGGCUGGGUUCUCCUCAUUGCCAGUUUCCUUCUUUGGCAUCAAUCGUGGCGAGAGUUACUCCGCAAUUGGGCUCACGAUCUCAGCAUCAAACACUACCCCAAAACGUAUCCUCUUCAAUUAAGGUAACUCCGCCACAUCCAAGAACCCACCUGUUAAUGUACAACACCACUUCAUCAUGAUUAACAAUUGUUAGAGUCAAAUUCUAGAAAUCAUUUUUUUAACAUCAAUGUUGAAUUCGAUAAAGUCGUUCAUUUCUUUGUUUCACUUUCAACAUGUUGUUGUUGUAACUGUUUGCUGUUGUAGCCGUGAUUUGGUGAGGG